Molecule: messenger RNA, 609 nt
Organism: Alternaria ventricosa
Lineage: Eukaryota; Fungi; Ascomycota; Dothideomycetes; Pleosporales; Pleosporaceae
Exons: 1
Coding region: 1-609 (202 amino acids)
Source: RefSeq, a predicted model, not a curated record
AUGGCUGCACCGAGCAGACCAUAUGAUACCCCACCGGUGCUGGUACGCCGUAAUGAUCCAAGGAUGGCAGCUACGCCCAUCGUAGUCGAGGGCAAGAAUGAGGAGAAUAUGGACACGAACUCGGGGAAAGGCUGGACGAGAUUUGAACAAGCGGAUGCGAGCAAGAACGAACUUCCUGAAGGCCCACCACCGAUGCCAUCGUCACAGUCCCUGGACUCUCUCAUGGGUACACAGGGUGUACUCCCAUCGCAGUCCGGACAGCUCUCAACACUGGCCGUACCAACGCCUACCGAUGGCCAGGGAUCAACACUUCAAGCUUUUACCGCACCUUCGUCAUCGAUGAAUGCCACCUCGACCUUCUCUCUUAACUUUGUAGCAUCUACCAUCCGGCCAACCCUUACUGUGCAAGCAGAUGCUAUCGCGAUGAACGAGGCCAUGACCAUUCAACCUGCUUCAACUGCAGUCCCAGGACUUCUAGCGGACUCUUUCGUACAGGAUGAAAUCGCAGCGCUUCCCGGUGUCAAUCAAGACGACCCGUCAUUGGAGACAGUACCUGGAAUGAACCAAGGUAAGCUCUUGAUGAAGAACGCGCCUUGGAGAUGUGCAUAG